This is a messenger RNA of Trichoderma virens Gv29-8, 708 nucleotides long. RefSeq lists its product as uncharacterized. The transcript is spliced from 2 exons. The record is from RefSeq and is a predicted model, not a curated record. Bases 1 to 708 code for a protein of 235 amino acids. NCBI's taxonomy places the organism in Eukaryota, Fungi, Ascomycota, Sordariomycetes, Hypocreales, Hypocreaceae.
AUGCCUGAUCUACAGCCCCUUGUCCUAUACGCCUUUGCGCCUUUUGCGGCCUCUGCAAAUCCAUGGAAGGUCGCAUUCAUCCUGGAAGAACUCGGCCUUCCGUAUCAAUUCGAGAAGAUUCAGGCAGCAGAUACAAAACAACAUGCCUUCCUCUCAAUGAACCCCAACGGCAAAGUACCCGUGCUGAGGGACCCAAAUAAUAACAAUUUGACAACAUGGGAGUCCGGUGCAAUCAUCGACUAUCUUAUCGAUGUUUACGAUGACCACAAUAUUCUGCACUACAACUCUAGCCCAGAAAAGCAUUUGACUCGCUGCUGGGAGCAUUUUCAGAUGAGCGGCCAAGGACCAUACUUUGGGCAGAUGGUUUGGUAUACCACCUUCCACCAUGAAAUUUUGCCGUCUGUUAUAGAGCGCUAUGGCAGUGAGAUCAAACGUUUUCUGGGGGUCAUUGACGCGCAUCUCGACAGCCAAGAGACUGACUAUUUGGUCGGUGACCGAGUGACCUACGCAGACAUCAUGUUCUUACCUUACUGCAAAGGUCUGGCCACUGUUAUUUACCCAGACCUAGACACGUCUCAAUGGAAGAACUAUACUGCUUGGGUUGAUCGCAUUUCAUCAAGGCCAGCCAUUGCGCGUGCCCUACAAAUAAUGGACGGCGCAGUACUACAGCAUAAGGAGUAUCUUGCAUUAGUCGCUGAAGGGAAAUAG